Mycotypha africana is the source of this 192-nucleotide messenger RNA. RefSeq lists its product as uncharacterized. The record is from RefSeq and is a predicted model, not a curated record. The transcript has a single exon. Lineage: Eukaryota; Fungi; Mucoromycota; Mucoromycetes; Mucorales; Mycotyphaceae. The annotation marks the transcript as partial.
AUUCUUUGGCUCCCAAUGAGCUUUAUUGAGCGUAGUCGCUGUCUUCUCUGGAGACUGGGCUGGCUCCCCAACGAUUACUCAGCCCAUUGCCUAUUUCACCCCCCCUAUGCACUCUCACUGAAGCCAACGCCAUUGGAUGACUAUAAAUGCACUGCCGCGUGCAACUUCCGACAACUGUCUGUCACGUUCUGA